Daldinia loculata is the source of this 381-nucleotide messenger RNA. RefSeq lists its product as uncharacterized. The record is from RefSeq and is a predicted model, not a curated record. The transcript is spliced from 2 exons. NCBI's taxonomy places the organism in Eukaryota, Fungi, Ascomycota, Sordariomycetes, Xylariales, Hypoxylaceae. The coding region runs from base 1 to 381 and encodes 126 amino acids.
AUGUCUCACUCCCUACCAUCGAAUUCUCGCCGAUCCUCUUAUUACCACGGUCCCGCCCCUCCACAACCACCGGCCGCUUCCUGUGCCACCGGAGGCCACCAGCACCAUGGGGAGGACCCGCAGAAGAUGGCUGCGGAUCAGGCGUACAAAGCUAUGUUCGCCUCCCACGAACGCGCCGUAUUCCAAGACGAAGCGCGCGCGCGCGCCCGACGCCGCGAUGCAGCUCGCAACCGCGCCUUAUUCCGCGGCCGCUUCUUCAAGCGCCCCGAGUUCUACGCCAUCUCGCUCGGUAUUAUCGGCCUACUGUACCCCGUCGUAAACGAGUAUUUCAUACAGCCGUGGGUCGACCGAUUGAGUAAGGGGAACGGGGUGGAUUCUUAG